AUGUCGGGCUCUGCGUCCCAGAACGCAAUUUGCCAACGGCAACAGACGCCCAAGCCACCCAAGGGCAUCCCCAAACCCCGCGCUCAAAGCUCUGCCCCGCCGCAUCUGGGCAGCACCGACGACGACGAGAACAACACCGACAACAACAACGCCGCGCGAGUGUCGCGCGAGCAUCUGGCCGUGAUCCACGAGCAGGCGCGGUGGCUGCAGCAGCUGCGCGACGAGGAGAUUCGGCCGGCGGUGCUGGUGGAGACAUUCGAGCGGCUGAGCCAGUUCCCGGUCGACGCAUCAGCGUCGGCGACACGACCAUCAGCAUCAGACGCUGGCGAGUUCGUGGCGGCGGUCGAGGGCUUCCUGCCGAGCGAGUACGCGGACCUGAUCGAGGAGCGCAACUGCCUGGGCAAGUGCGGGUAUGCGUUGUGUCCGCGGCCGAAGCGCGCUUACAUCGGGGAGUUCAAGAUCAUGGCGUCGGGCAUCGCGCGCGUUGACGACCUGAACAAGUGGUGCUCGGACGAUUGCGCAGCGCGCGCGCUAUCCAUCAAGGUGCAGCUCGACAACCCGACGUACCUGAGGAAGAACGGCCAGACCAUCGCCAAGAUCGAGCUACGGGAGGAGAAGAAUGGAGAGAAGGAGCCGACAUCGCUAGCCAGUGCCAACGACCAAGAGCUGGCUCAAGCCGAGGCCAGCAGCGGGAGACAGGCCGCGAGAGCCGCUGCUGCCCUUUCCGUCGAGCGAGGUGACGCCGGACGACCGCCCAGACCAGGCACCAUGUUCAACCUCACGAUCCGGGAAAAGAUCACAGUUAGCCCUGCUCAGCCUCCGGAUCAUGAGCAACUAGUGGCUGAAGACCGAGAUACGCAUCUUAGGAUUGAGGGCCACAGGAUCAAGUUUGGCACUAACAAGGUUGACGAGGAAAGUGACGAUGACGACAUCCCGGCAACAAUCCGUCUUUGA
Lasiosphaeria miniovina is the source of this 954-nucleotide messenger RNA. RefSeq lists its product as uncharacterized. The transcript has a single exon. The record is from RefSeq and is a predicted model, not a curated record. Bases 1 to 954 code for a protein of 317 amino acids. Gene Ontology annotation, molecular function: RNA polymerase core enzyme binding; RNA polymerase II CTD heptapeptide repeat phosphatase activity. Gene Ontology annotation, cellular component: cytoplasm; nucleus. NCBI's taxonomy places the organism in Eukaryota, Fungi, Ascomycota, Sordariomycetes, Sordariales, Lasiosphaeriaceae.